AUGGCAUUUCCUUGUUUGGAACCCUAUCGAAAGGGUGAUUUCCACAUAAACCGGCCAGUGACAUGUCCUUCACUGAAUGACUGGGCAGAGCACCUGCUGUGGUACCAAGAUGGGAGGUUUGCUAGGCAUAAGGUGUGGAAGUUUGUUGUCCACAAUAUGAUCAUGAGGAAGCGUGCCCUGGAGCAGAGCCGGUUCUUUGUUGAUCAGCAACUUGGUGACCCACACAUAACUGUUGCAGACCUGCAAGAGCGACUAGCGAGAGGUGACACUUUUACCGACAAGUUGUUGUAUUUUGGCGCAAAUCUGCGCGAUACAGCUCAGUACUGGCACCAGAGACGCAGAGAGCUUCGUGCCCUAAUGGAGUUCAUGGUCAAUGAGAAGCGUGGGUUGCCUUCAUUUUUCAUGACUGGAAGCUGUGCCGAGUUUUACUUUACUCCUCUUAGAACGCUACUGGAAGGGUACAUCUUGCAGACCAAAGGUGAAGAAGUAAACCUUGCUGAAGAUAGCAAUGCCCUCUUCAAGGCAGUACAAGAAAAUACUCAUGUAGUGGUGAGUUACUUUGACCUGCGUACCCAGGCAUACCAUGAGAAGGUACUGAAGCCGGUAUUUGGUGUCUCUGAUUAUUGGUACCACUAUGAGUUUGCCAAGUCCCGCGGUCAAAUUCAUUGGCACCAACUCAGCUGGAGGGAAGACAGGCAACCGCAUCAGCUAUUGCAUGAAGCUCAUGAAGAUGGUUGCGAAGAGGAAGAGUAUGCAGCUAGACUUAGUCAGUGGGCAGAUGAAACCUUUGCCAUGACAGCAUUACAUCCAGCUGGCAAUGAUGAAGAAGGGCAGCCAAGAAAAGACCUCUGGCCACCACCUGAGGGAACGGCUGAGCCCAUAUCAGAUGAUAGGGAUCCCUUAGUUAAGAUGCUAAUGCAAAUAGCUGAAACACAAGAAGCAAUACUGGAGGAUCAUUUGCUUUUAGUAAACAGGGUUGGACUCCACAGUUGCUCUGAUUACUGCUUAGAACUCCUCGCCAUCCGGAGCAAGAACUGCAGCCCAGAGAACGUGUAUGUCGGAUGGAGUUUGGAAGCGAGUUCCGCCCAGGGAAAAAAAUUCACAGUAAUCCAGAAAUUGUGGAAGAUCAUAAUGGAGCUCCCCGCCUAGAGAUGCCAUGUGACCAUCCACGUGUGGUUCAGCUUUCUCGUUAUCAGUUACAAUCGUGGAGAGCAAAUGGGGAUGUAAGCUUGAUUCUGUCCAAUUCCCCUCCGGACAAUCCUAGCACAGAUGAUAUCAUAGCCGUAAUUGACUAUGUCUGUGGAUAUGCUUGCAAAGAUAGCAAACCUACUGGUGCAACUUCUGAUCUCUUUAAGGACAUGGUGAAUGCUGUUGAUGCAGGUGAUGCAGACCAGGUGACAGGCAAGUCAAUGUGUGCUAAGAUGCUGAUAAAGACGGUAGGAAGACGAGAUAUCAGUGGACCGGAGGCUUCCUUUGAACUGAAAGGGCUGGCACUUUGGCGAUGUAGCCGUCCAUUUACCUACUUGUCAAUGUCAGGGUCAAGGAGCCUUGAACGUGAUGGUGAAACUGCAACUCGCAGCACCCCACUGGAUAAGUACCUUGCACGACCGCAAGAUGAACACUGUUCUUGGUACCACUUUGCAUCUAAGAACGGUAAUGUUCCUGUUGUAAGUGGUGGUUCUACGCACGCAACGUGGCCACUGAAUGAAGACUACUGUAGGACCAUGCUCCUGUUACACUGGCCAAGCUGGUUUGACAUCCAAGAAGUGAAGGGGGAUGCAGAAUCUUGGAUUGACCGCUUUAAGGACUUUUUUGCAAGUGAUGACUGUCCAACAUUUGUGAAGGCCCAAGUUGCUAAGGCACGGCGUUUUGCAGACCACCCACAAGAACCAGUAUUUGAGGAGGAUGAAGAAGAUGAUGCUGUUGAAGCAGAAGAACAGCCAGACUGGGUGGAUGUAUAUGCAGGGCAGAACCAAAUGUAUGAGAGUGUAGAGAGGAACUUUGAUUAUGAUGAUGGUGGGGAGGGCUAUGACUGGAGCAGUACCCGUAUUAUUCUCCCUGAAGGAAAAGACCCAACAAAAUGCAGCCUCGUUCCCAGUCGUCCUCGGCGAUUUCGGAUGUGACGUCACCUGUCAAGCUUGUCGGGAAAAUUCGCCCAGGACGCCUGGCAAAUAAUGGCAAAUCCAAAAUGGCGACGCCGAGCCACAGCUUUAGCCAAAUUCUUGAAGAAAUGCAAAAAGCAACGGAAACAGGUUGGGAUAGCUUAGUUAACGUUUGCUAUGAAAUCCGUAAAGUUGUUGGAGAAUUUUCGUUCAAGGAAUCUAUGGUUGAUGAAAUAAACGUGGAUUCUUAUGCUCAACAAAUCGUCCCAUCUCAGGAGCUCGAGGAGUACGUUCCGUUGAAUUCAACUGGUGAUGGAAGCUGCCUUUAUAGAUCUUUUUCUUUGUUGGUUGCUGGGAAUGAGUUAAAGCACGUUGAACUCCGUGCAAGAUGUGUAAUCGAGCUAGCCCUUCACUCAACAUAUUAUUUAGCUGACGAAGAACUCGUUGAGUGAAUCGCAGCACAAGAGAGACUUCUUGGUGUCGAAGGAAAUGAUAGUGGACUCGUAGAUGCUGAUUUUGUCCACGAAAUUUACAAGACGGAGGUAAUGAAGACCUGUCAGCUUUUUGAGUACGCGUCAAUGUUCCAGAUCCAAGCUUUAGGGGCUGUUUUAAGGAGGAAGAUCAGGAGCGUUUAUCCUGAAACGACACCAGAGGUAAAUUUAAUUUUAAAUUUUUUUAUCAUGUUUUUAUUGUAACGAACACGAAUGAAAUUGAAAUCCAUAUCAAACUUGCCUUCCACCAAUGUAUAUGUAUAUGUCCAGCCAAGCUAUCUUUGUAAUUCUAUCUUUGUCUGACAACAAGUAAGUCAGAUUGGCUAUCCCAAGGUACAAAGGCAAAGGUUGGAAUUAUCUACAGUCCUCUGUGUCUUAAAUGGAUUUCUUGCUACUAGUACUACUAUCUUAUUUAACCAUGGGAUCACUUGCAUAGCAGUGGCCUUUCAGAAAGCCACAAGUUUAACAAGAAUAUUACAUGAGUUUUUGGUACUAUUCUUACAAAAGAUGAUUAGAAUGUUUUGCAUGAUCUUUAAAAGCAAACAGUUACAAUAAACUUAUUACAUACUAAAAUACUAAGUUCUAAAUUUAACACACUAAAAACUCUAUGACUUUGCAACUAAAGAGCAUGUUUGUCUAUGAGGAAUGAUUUGAAAUGGUCUUUUCUUUUGCCUCUCUUGGGAUGUUCUUCCAGAGGACAGAUCCUCUGGUGAAGGCUAUGUUUUCCCAUCUCUUACUUAGAUUUAGGAAUAUAUAAGUUAACAGCUGAGUUUCUUAGGUUAUAAGACAGAAUGUCAGAGACAUACUUGUUUCUCGCUAGUGGUUUGAUAGCUUUACAUUGGUCUGUAAAUUUGUGAUUCUUCCAAAUGUACUUUUAAUUCUGAAUUUUAUGUUAAGGUUAUUUAAAUGUCUUACAGGUACGACAGUAUUUUCAUAUUACAAUAACACCACGUGUCUUUGAGGAGAAACCCCCCCUGGCUGUACUGUGGAGCAGAGUGGGACCCGUGGAAAACUUGAGGGAUUUUGUUCCUAAUCAUUUUGUUCCACUUCUCUCUAGAAAUAUGAUAUACUUAUCAGGUACUGUUAACAUUAAGAUAAAUUUUAAAGAUAAAAUCUUCUUUCCCUUACACAUGACAGGCUCAAAUUGUUUGUUGUGUAGAAAGAAAAUCUGUACCUUGUAAUGCUUAAGGAAUUUAAGAUUUCUAGAUGGUUUGAAAUUUAGAAAAUUUACAAGGCUUUGCGUGGAGAACCACCUGUGACUCGAUGAAAAGAGUUCAUUUUUCCAUACUAAUCCUUCAACUUUUUGGCAGCCAUUGCAAUAAUUGCUACUUUUGAGAUACAGGGCUGAAAAUUUGCAGGUUAACAAAUAUGCUCUUUCAGUUCCUGCCAACAUUUUUUGGUUUCAAGAAAGUUGAUCAUGUGACCAACAAUUGCAAAAGGCCUAUUGUUAGCAGAUACCCCAAAAUUUUAUAAGAAUUUUAAACACAGGAAGGUCUGAUGGGUGAUGAUGACGGUUCAUCUCAAUCUCAAAUUUCUGUUAUCCACUGUGCCUCUUCGUUUUAGGCCUAAUCAUUUUACACAUUAGUAACUUUUAAUAUUUGAUUUAAAUUUUUUGCAGCACUACAAGAAAACAAAUUCCCCUGUCCUCACCCAACAUGCCAGCAUACAAAAGAAUGGUUCGUGGACAUUGGUACCCAUUACAGUAGAACCCAUAGAUGUGAGGUCAAUAUGGAUGAAGUAAGAGAGGAGAGGAGGAUAAGGAAUGAGAAUGCUGCCUUUCUCAAAGUGCUCCUCAACUCAAGUAGAGUGGUAAGAUGAAAUUAAUUUUAUAUCUCGCUGUUAUAAGCCAGUUAUGUUGUACCUCAGUCCAGUGUGAUCAUCUUGCAAUAAGGAAUUGCUAGAAACAGUCUUAUGGACACAGAAGAUAGCUGUACACAUUACAUUAGACACUGAAAGGACAACAUGCAUAUUAUUUAUGUUUAAUGAACUGGAUUCCAAUUGUUAUGGUGGCAUAUAUAAGCAGAAGUCCUAAAGCUGAUAAGAGACUAGAGGGUAGAACUCCAGAUUGCAUUAAUUCUAUAUUAAAGACAACUUCUCAGAUUCAUAACAUAUCCAUUUGUUUUUCAAAUCUAAAUCUCAUUGUCCUUUUUAAAGAAAAAUACAGUAGGAUGCCGCACUUUUAGCGUGAGGAGGAUUUUACAUUGGAACAAACUCUCUGCUGAUGUUAAGAAAGUUAAAAAUGUUAAAUUCUUUAAAAAGAAAUUAAUUGUUUAUGACUUAAAUUACUAAGUAAAGAGCAACAGGUAAUUUUGAACAUCGCUAAAAUGGUUAAGUAGCCUUUUAUAUUAAGUCUGUAAAGUAGUAAACUAAGUAUAUUUUUAUUUUACUUUUACUUGUUUUAAAUAAUUAAUAUUGAUUUUAAAUAGUUACAAUUUUUAAAUUGAGACUGUAGAUAGUUUUUAAAUUCUUUUUUGGCUUGUUUUUAAUUGUGUCUAUUACAGCUUUUGUGUAUGAAAAUUUUGAUCUUUUUAUAAUGACAUUGUAGAAUGAUUUUAUGAUUUUAUGUUUAUAGAGGGCCAAAAGUUUAUCAUUAAUUUUUAGAUAAUAACUGUCAAGUGUUUAACCUCUUUAAGUAAAGACAUCACUUCACAUUUUUGCAUAAGCUUCACUCCCCAUGUAUGUUAUCCCUUGCAAUGACUGUUGUACAUGUAGUUGUCUUAAAUUGUUUUGAAUUUGUUCUUUAUCUAUUUAGAUUGGUGGACAGUUGUUUGCAGUAAAAUACUCAUUGGUAAAUGUGACAUUUAGAGACAUUUCUUUCUUCAAUGCUGCCCUGAAGGUGGCAUUUGUGUUGCUGGCUGGGGAAAAAUUAACAAACUUCUCAAGUGAACGGUACCAGAAUAUUACUGUGUCAUCCAGUAAUACAACCAAAGUGUAUCAAGCUUGGAAAGUGAAGUCACCUUCUGGUCGUGACUUACCAGAAAUUGAAUGUCUAAGAUCCACUGUUGAACCUGUGGAGGAAGUUACAUCAAGUUCUCUAAAUAAUGUAUCCACAUAUACAACUUCAGUCUUACCUGAUUUAGAAGGACUACAUUUGUCAAACACACUGACAUCACAGCAUGAUACAUGUGAUAUUGACUCCAUCAUUGAACAGCUUGAGGUAAUUUUAGAGAAGGAGUGGGGUUACACUGAACUCCGAACUGAGCAAAGAGAAGCAAUAACUUAUCUACUUCAAGGUAGAGACUGCUUUGUCACCCUUCCAACAGGGGGAGGAAAAUCACUUAUUUACAUGCUUCCUGCUCAUAAAUUUCAUGGUAUGACAAUAGUUGUGUCACCCUUGAAAUCACUUAUAGAUGACCAGUUGAAGGUGUGUAUGACUCACAACAUUGGUGCAUCAGCCUUACAUGGCGAUUUGUCUGAAUCGGAAAGGCAAGGAAUUUACAUGUGCCUUAAACAACAAGUUUGUCCAUUUAAAAUUCUCUAUGUACUUCCAGAGAUCAUUGAGAAGGACAAAACAUUCUUCAAUAUUCUGACCAGCCUUUACUCAAGGAACAAACUUAGUCUCUUUGUUGUUGAUGAGGCGCAUUGUGUAAGCUUGUGGGGACACGAGUUCAGAGAUUCGUACGUGAAAUUGUCAGAGCUGAGAAAGAGCUUUCCAAACGUUUCCCUUCUGAUGUUGACUGCUACAGCUAGCAAGGUCACUAGGGAUGAUAUUAUUUCUAUGUUAGGAGCUAGGAACACACAGUUAGUUUUGUCACCAAUGGACAGGGAGAACAUCUUUUAUGAAGUGAGACAAAAGAAUGCCAACUCGGUGGAUGAUUUGGUAGCCCUAGUAAAAGCUGAAGGUAGCUCUUUAGUCUUCUGUUCGACAAGAAAAGAAUGUGAAGAUCUUUCCCCAAAGCUUGAGACCAAAGGAAUAAAGAGCAAGUGUUACCAUGGGGGCAUGGAAGAUGGCAUUCGAAAACACAGACAAACCUUAUGGAUGAAAAAUGAAUUACAAUGUCUCGUAUGUACUUGUGCGUUUGGCAUGGGUAUUGACAAGAAAGAUGUGCGCCUUGUAGUUCAUUAUGAUAUACCACAGUCUAUGGAGGACUUCUACCAGGAAUCUGGUAGAGCAGGGAGAGAUCGGCAACCUUCCAAAUCUGUUGUUUAUUUUGUUCCGCAUAAUCAAGUUUUCCACGUAAGAAAUAUAUUUGGAAAGAUGAAUGUUAAUCGAGCUUAUGCCACUCAGAGACUUGCCAGUUUUCAGAAGGUCAUGUACUACUGUUUUCAAAGAGGCGAUUGUCGGAGGAAAGUAAUGCUGGAAUACUUCAACGAGCAAUGUGAUUGCCAGAGUAAGUGUGACGUAUGCUCAUCAGAAAAAAGGUACCUUACAAAAAAUGUUGGGGAGUUUGCAAGAAAUGCAAUAACAUGUGUACAGAGAGUUUCCGAUUGCCCAGGAAGAGCUAAAUAUCCACUAACUUACUUUGCCCGGAUACUGACAGGGAAGAAAGUGAAGGAGGAGCACCAGAGGCUACAAGAGUAUGGCUGUUUGAAGACAACAACUGAUGAAGGGGAGUAUUUACUUCGUGUUUUAGUUGCUUCUGAUGUUCUCCGAGAAAUUCCCCCGGAAGAAACAGCACGGAACAAAAACGCGGUUUACCUAACACUGGGAACAAAGUUUGCAGAUUGCUUGAAUGGUUCCUGUAUUCUUACAUAUAGAAAAAGCGUCUAACUUUUAUACAGAGACCUGGGUGAAUUAAAAACUGCAUCAGUGGAAGUAAGUUGUUGACUAUUCCACUAACCUUGUUCCAUUACCCAUCUGCACUUUCUUUCAACCAUCUUACACAUUUUUGCAAAAUCAACAAAAUGUUCCCAAAAUAUCCCACCGAAAGGUUCGACGCGUACUUCAUACACAGCAAAAGAAAAGAAAGGCAAACAAAGCAGAGCUGAGGGAUGGCGAGGGAAAAAGUUGAGGGGCAAUGUCAAAAAGAUUUGUUAUAGGUGUAAGCCUGGUCGUCUGACAGUGCUGCCUCUUUGUAUCCUAUCAUUUACCAGAAAACCGCCCAAAUCCACUGUAGCCUUAAACGGGGUGUUUAUUUAGAACCGUUUUCAAUGAAAAAUAGGUUAUACUGAAACAAAAACAUCGAAGGCAGCGGUGUUCCAUGCAUUGAUGAAGGGGCAUUUUACUUUGUAGUGAAAAUUCCCUGGAAUGACGUUUCACGUAGCACAUAGCUCACUUGAAUUUGUGCCUGUUAAUUACUAAGUUAACCCUUUUUGUUUAAACUGUAUAUAGACAUGCUUAUAACCCAACUUAUUUUAACAUGUUAAAUGAACGUAGAGUUGAUAGUAGCCUUUGAUCAAUGGCAGAAAUUUGUACGAGAAUAACAUGCUUGCCAAAGUCUAUGCGAGAUGCGCAGCAAGCAUAUUUCUUCUGCUUUUUUAUCCACAGACCUACCAAAAAUUAGACAUCUUACAGUCCAUGAUAUUUACAAAGAUAUGUAGUCUGAGUUAGGAAAAAGACGACAUCUCAUUUCAGUAAAACUUUUCACAAUCAUUUCCUUUCCCCUCUUAAUUGGGUCCAAAAGUUUCUUUGGAAUUGGUUCUUUGUGGUUUGGCAGAACUUUGUUUCCAUAAGGGUAGCUGUAAAUGUUGUUUCUUCCUUUAUCUUCAAACCAUUCCUGUGUAGUUGCAAACCAGGCGACCUUUACUAUGUCAGGAGUGGAGUCUUGCUUUGUAUGUUUGCUUGUGGGGUGAAUAUCAAAUGAUUUCUUGAACACUUUCUGUACAUGUUGUAGUAACUCUAAGUUCAUGUUAAUCUUUUGUAACAUUGAUACUGUUGUUUGUUUUCUGGCAUACACUUUAAGGGGUCUUACUAGCAUUGUCUCCACAAACUCAUCAAGAGUCAAAUUAUGAUGUGAUCUUUUAAGUUUGAUUGAACAAUUUCUUCUUAGAAGUUUCCUAAGAGCAAUUGGCCAGUUGCAAGUGAAAUUGAGUACAUGAACAAAGGCCUCGUCUCUGUAAUUCUUCUUAUUUAGUACCGCGAAAAGGGGUAACAAUUUCAUCCAACAAGCCUCUCGCACAAUUCCCUGCCCAUUACGUAUGGCACUUUGAUAGAUAAGCAAAAGGGGACCAAAUUCUAGGACAAAUUCAGAAAAAACUGAAAUGUCUUAUCAUUUUUACUAUUUUCAGAGGCCCAGUCUUUAAAUCUGUUCAGCAAUAGUGUACUGAAAUUUUCCUUUUCUUUACCGAUCCUUUGCUUUGCUACGUCGCUAUUAGGAUUAUACACAGAAUCCUCAAAUGACUUUACCAUGGCCAACGCAAGACCCCAGAAAAAAUCGUUUAGUGAUUCAAAGCAUCGUUCAUAGUGUUCCUCUUUGAAGAUUUUAUCAAACGCCUCUGUUGUUAUCUUGCUCCUGUUCAAGAUAUGUCUAAUAACAUAAAAGAAACCACCUGAUCCAUAUAGACGUGAGAUAAUCUCCAUGCAAUAGCCAAUAGUGUGGAAGUCUCCGGGUGUCUCACUGAAACUUCCAAACUCAUCAGGGCAUCUAUUUCUAAGGCCACGUGUUGUUGUUGUGGUUUUCACAUCUCCCACAGCAAUAACUCUGUCUCUUGCACCCACCAAAUUGCGGACACUGUGAUUAGUUUCUUGAUUGGGGUUGCCAAUUACAGAGUUGUGAUUUAAUGUAUUAUUUGUAUCAGCAUUCAUGCCUUCAGUUCCUGUAAGGAUUUCAUGGGCAAGAAGUGCAGUUUGCGACUUAAUUUCGGUUGACUUGUCUUGUAGAAGCUUGACAAUUUCCCAAGGCGUGUCUUGUUGUAGGGCAGCUUGUAAAGGUGAUGGUAUAUUUCCAGGAAAUGUUCCUGAAGGUUUUGCAUCAUAUCGAAGUAAAGUCUUCACUACUUCAAUAUGCCCGUGAAAAACUGCCAAAUGUAAGGGUGUAACUCCACACCCUUCUCUACUAUUCACCUCUGCACCACAUGCCAGUAGACAUUCAACCAAUGUUCCCAGGUUUCUUUCAACAGCAACAUGCAACACAGUUGAGAGACAAUCAUCCUUGAAGCCAUACCAUAUUCCACUUUUUGAUUUAAUGAAAUCAAUAGCUUCCUUUAAGGGCAUACCUUCAAUCCCUGUUACUAAUUCUUUGAUGAUCUCAGCCAUUUUGUGUGAUUUUUGUUUCAUAACUGUCUUGAAAUUACUUGCAGUUAAAUGGUCUGGGGUAAUAAUUACCGGUUCAGUUUCACUAUAUUGUACUUCAUGGUCUGUAAAAGCCUUUCUCAUUGAUUCUAAAUGUUCAAAGUGAAUGUCUAGUUCUCUAUAGACCUUGUAUCGUUCUCUGGCAGAGGCAACAUCGUACUUCUUAUUUGAAAGAUGAAAGGGUAUGUAGUCAUCACUUUUCUUAAUGCCUAGGCCUAGCUCACUUGCAUACUCACGGUAAAUCACUGCUUCACCACAGGUGAACGCUUCAUCUGCCAAUGAGAAAGGCAGAAUCAUAACAUUUGACGCAGUUGGGGUGUCCUCUUCUGCCUUUACUACAGGAACGUUGAUUAAGUAUUUUCCCUUUGAUUUUGAGAGGAAUGUAUCACUUUUCAGAGUAUCCAUUAAGUCUGUCUCAGCCAUUUUAAGCAGUUCCUUUCUCUUUACUGAAACAGUGUUUAGACCAAAAGUCUAAUACUUUCAGCAGUAAGGUAUCUACCUCAUUUGAGUAUCCCUUUUCAACUUCUGGUGAUGACUCUACAAUGAAAAAAAAUUGAUCACACUAAAAAUGCAGCAAUAACUUUAACGUUCAUCAUUAUAAUUCUAAAACUUGAUAUGCAACUACUAUUCUACUUAAUCCUUUACUUUCUUCAAAAAUAAAAACCGAUUAUCAUUUUCAGCUUGUUUCUACUUUUAAGCAGAUGCUUACAAUCACCAUAUUUGGAAAGCACGGUAUAAUGGCUCAUAUACCAUGAUGGCUAAGCCAACCGAAGCUCUAGAACUGCAUUAUCCAAUGAUUCAGUUUUCAAUAAUAUUUAUUAUUAUUCAUUCAAAAUAUUUUCCCGAUUCUGAUUGGCUAAAAGCACUCAUUUAAUUCACCAUAACCAGUUACUGAUGACCAAAUUUGGAAGAAUUUUGUGUUUAACGAGGAAAUGACGUAAAAAAUGCAGCGUUUUCGCAGGUUAAGGCACCAUUAACCGAGAAGACCUGGGGACGAGGUUGAGUUGUUUUGAUUGUGAACUUGAAAAAUGGCGGACAUUUCACUCGUUUCAAGAGUAACAACUAGGCGAAAACAUAGCUAAAAACAUGGCAAGAACAGCAAGAAGACAACUCAAAGGGCGACAUCUGCUAUUGGGAGAAUAUUUGCGGAGCAGGACAAACCUAAACGUGCACUAUCGAAGAUGAACUUAACAUCGAUGGAUCAAUGGAGGUUACCAUGUUUUAGCCAUGUUUUUAAAGUAGGAAUUAUUUUGAAUGAAUAAUAAAACAAUUAUUGAAUUCAGCUUUCGUAUCAUAUGAAGAAUUAUGGAGAUCUCGGAGGGUGUUAUCCACCCCAGCCUACAGCCUCGACGGAUAACACCCUCUGUGAUCUCCAUAAUAAUUCUUCAUUAGAUACUCAGCCUUAUUCAUUAAUUGUUAAUUAUACUAACCAAUAAACAGCUGUUCACUCUUAACUUCUUUCAGCUUUCCUUGGGGUUUUGUUGCUGUGUCAGGGUCUCUCCAUAGGUAUUCCAUUCCACAUAUAUUUGGUUUCAAAACUGCUCUAACUGUGAAGUUCCACAUGGAUGGUGCUGUACUCUUCUUUAAUCUAAUGUGACGUGAAUGUCCCUUGUAGAUGUUAAUGUUGUCAAAGAUCAACAUAACUGGCCACUCUAAAGGAAUUUUCUUUGUUAGUAGUUCAGCAUAAUUGUUGAGGCGAGCAUCAAGCAAUCCACGACUGCAAUAAAAAAAUAAUUAAGCCUUAAUAAAUGAAACAGGCAGUAAUAGGCCAUUUUCAAGUUACUCCAACCCUCUGUCCUAAAGCAAGGAUAUGUACUACACAGCUAUUGAAAUGAAAUAAGUUUUUAUUCUCAUGUCAAUAUAAUUUAUUCUUACAAGAAAGGUUUUCCACUUAGCCUUGUUUUGAAAGUGAGAGUUUUUGGAAAUGGCCUAUUUAAUUUAUUAUAUAAUUAAGUAACAAUUUCUUUUUUCUCCAGUAAGUUUUAAAAUUUAGAGCCUGUUUGGGUUAAUCUUGGGUUCAUGUAAGGGUAAAAAAUGCAAGAAGAAUCUAUAGAUCAAGCUAGGUCAAGCAGAUCGACUGGCUGAUUUGUGACAGUGAUUCAACAUGUUCUUUCAUUUUUUUAUUAAAUGACUUGUUUACUUAUAUAGUAAGUCUGGUCCAGGGACACUAGUUUGUCAGUCUAGCUGUAAAAUGUUUAAUCACUAGAUAUAAAAUUACAGUUAAUGAGUUUAGACAAUGAUGGCAUGCAUGUUAUUAUAUGUCCCUGAAUUCAAGAAAAAUCGUUUAUUUUUGAAAAUACAUGAUAAAGUAAAGUAGUACUUACAAGAAGUUGUAGGACUUGCACAAUCCAAAUGGUUCAAGUGCAUCCAGCAUCGUUUUUCCAGCACCAUGGGACAUCAAGAGUAAGCCAAACAAAGUAGAAAAGUCACUUUUUGUUUUCUGUGAUCUUAUGUCAUCAAGAGCAAGAAGCACCUGCACUGCUGACUUGAAUUUAUACUCUGGUGCCUUUUUUCCAGUGUUUCUCUCAUCUCGCUUUCCGGUCACAAGAAGUUUUACAAUUUCUGUUAUCAUUGGACAUUGCCUUUCAACAUCUGUUGCCAAAUUAUCAAAGUACAUUUCUCCAAUCAUUAGCUCCAGGUCAUCCUCAUCUUUUAAAUUACAUAUUCCAAUUUUUUGAAGCUGCUGUAAAGUAGUUAGCUCUUUUUGGAGUUUGAGUCUUUGUUCUUCCUUUAAGCUGACGCUACCCCUUACAGAAUCCAGAUCAUUUAAGGCACCACAAAUGACACGAGAUCUCUCUGCUUGUUCAUGCCCUAAUAAUUGGGCGCAUUGACUAUUGUAAUAGUAUUCUGUAUUGGUUACCAGCUAAACAAAUAGCAAAGUUACAACGGCUCCAGAAUUCCGCAGCAGAAUUCCUAGGUUUUAUCACAUCUCACCAAUUCUGUGUACGCUUCAUUGGCUUCCAGUAGAAUUUAGGAUUCAUUUUAAGAUUGUUAUAAUUACUUUUAAAGCGAUCCAUGGACAAGCUCCGGUAUAUCUACAAGAACUCUUAACAAAGGGGAGGAAAAGAGUUACAAUUUAAGAUAGUGUGCAAUGGGAAUCAUGCUUCAAACGCCAAGAACUUUAACUAAAAAGACAUUGGGUGACCGUGCUUUUUUAGCUGCGGCACCUAAACUGUGGAAUGGGUUACCAUCACAAAUACGAAAUGAGCCCAAUUUUCAUAGGUUUAAAGGUUUACUUAAGACCCAUUUUUGUAGAUUAGCUUUUUAUUAGGAUUUUUUAGGAUUAUGUAUAUACCGGUAGUAUAUUUUUAUAGAUCCAUUGUUUUUUUUUUAAUAUAAUAUUUUUAGUUAUUUUGGUUAACUUAUUAAUGUCAAUAAUUUACUUUCAUGUAAUGCGCAUUAUUAUUAUUAUUAUUAUUAUUAUUAGAAAUAAAAAUGUUUAUCUUUGCCACAGCUAUUGGUUCACUGGUACUGAGUCACAAGGGUAUACACAAUAAUACUAUAUUGUCUAUAUUGAAAAUUGGCCUAAUUUUAGCCUUAAUUUACUUGUUAAUAUAUUUCCUUGAAGGAGCACAAUGUGCUGUGACAGUAGUAAAAGGUCUUGGAGCUGUAAUGCUAGCGAAAGGAUACCGCUUCUGUCUUUGAUCUUUUUGUCCUCCAUCUUUGUGCGGUUCAUUUUUAGCAAUUUUCAUUGGUUUCUUUACGACACCAGGGAACAGUAACUUGAUAACAUGAUCAAUUUCUCUCCUGGAGUAAACACGACCAGAUUUGUCUUUUAUGAUGUUAAAAACAUCAGCCUGUUUCAUUGCAGACCCUUCCUUAAAUGUGAAUGACAAGUCAACAACUUUGCUAAGAGAUUCUGUUAAAAGGAAAAAAAAAGUCCUUAGUCUUCAGUAAGAGGUUGAUAAUAAAGCAUGGAAAGGCUGUUAAGUAUCUUUUACUUCAAAUGCAUUUAGAUGAAAUUUUCAACUGUGCAUUGUAGUGCGGCUGUCCUAAUGGACACUACUGCAUAUCUAUUUAAUGACGUAAACAAAUUGAAAAGAGGGUUCUCUCCCCACCACUAUCAACUGACACUGGGAUGUCUUUACACCCGGUUUGCUAUAGAUCUCAUUUAAUUACACAAAUCAAGACCUUGAGUGAUUUACUAUACCUAAUGUUCCAUUUUUUUCAAACUUUGUCCUCUUGCAUGUCUUUUUAAGUGGACUUGGAGAAAAUUUCAUCUGCCUUUUUGCAGCACUUGAUAUAACCUUUCUGGGAGAGGUUUGCACUAAAAUAAUUAAUUUAAAACAAUAGAUAUUAUUCACAGUGUAAUAUGACAAAAUAUUAUCUAUCUGCUAGUUUUUUAGUAAUGCAAAAGCUGGGCAUGUGUGAAUACAUGUUCACUUUGUGUUACCUUACAUAUUUAAGAUCUCUGUAAGUAUAUAGUCAAACAAGACAAUAAUAUAAUUCAAAAUUUUGGAGAGGAUAAAAUUUAUCCACUGAAUGUACCAAUGCUUGGAGAAGUAUGUAAUAGUUUACAUGGCUUUCAUUUCACUUGGGAUGGGCUUAAAAGUAAAUAAAAGGUGAAUCAUCUGGAAAAAUUUCUAGUGAUCAGACCAGCUAAUGGCUUCUCCAAACGUACAUAUUUAAUGUGCUGUGUUAGGGUUUUUAUGAAUGCAAGUGACUGUCAAAGAAAACGACACAACUAUACUUGUAGAAUUAAUGAUAUUUAAAACUGAGUUAUACCUUGUUUAAAUGGGGAACCCGAAUACUUCUGUUUCUUUAUGGAGCGAAAAACAUCCUGUGACUUCCUCAAAGCUUCACCUAAAUUGACAGCAAAUGACACGUUUGAAUGCUUACUAUGCAACUAAGGGAAAUAUACCAAAUAAUGCAUAUUGAUACCUUGUAGACUAACGGGACCUGAACCACCACACAAUGGAUCUGUUAGCAAUUCAUACUCAGAAUCUAAAAGUCAAGAGCAGCAUGCAAAUUAAUAUAAUAUAAUCAUCUUAACUAGGCAAUGAAAAAAAAAAGAUUAACAUCAAGGUAAAGCAUAUUUUUCUCUACCUGAAUUUGGACCAGGAUUAGGGUGAAUAUCCCCUGCUAACACCAAGCAUAUUAACAGGAUGAUGCAAUUACAAGCCAGGCUAUAACAAAUAUAGAUUAAGUGUAGGUUAUUGAAAGGCGAACGAGAGGUGUAAUUUACUUGAAGUCUGACAGAAAACAAAAUUAGCCUUAAAUCUGAAAUAAACUAUUUCAUACAAACUUACAUGCAUCUAGGGAUUUUUCUGGUUUUCCCGGGAAACCGUUCACUAGAUUGUGAUUUUAUCCUAGUCGAGCAGCAAAGGCAAAAUAAGCCCACUCUAACUCUAUACACUAAAAGAUCCACGCCCAUUUUGUUGUUUUCUUCAAUGAAAAUGAAGCCUUGGAACUACUGUACAUACAGUGUAUAGUGAUAAUAAACUCGUCCCAUGCCCAGCUCCAAAGGAACUCUUUUCUAACUUCGUGUAGCAAGAUCUGGACUGGGCCGAUAUAGACUGUAAAUAAUGAAAUUAAUAUGCUUACUUACCAGGGUUUAUGGGGAAAAAACGCCCGCCACACUUCGUUGCUAUCCGGUAAAACGGUCCACAGAUGCUCGGAAGAGAUGUAUUAAUCUCAUACGUCCAAAAUAUUCCAUGAUUGUGGCAGAAAACAGAGGAUUUUCGUCGAGAAAUUAUCUGGGACUUUUUCUCGCUGAUCUGGGACUUUUUUGCCAUUUUUUGCCAGGCCUCGCGCUAUCGCGCUCGGUUCCAAGCCUCCGCUGGUCACUCGGAUAGCGCGAACAGGCCUGGGUACGAGGCUGAACAAAAUGGCUUCAAGAAAGCAUUAAAGCGGAUGACGAACGGGAGAGAGAAAGUACAGACCUUGAUUUACCUCAGGUGUGUCCGUUGUCUCUAAAUGAGAAUCAGAAAGCCAUAGUGGAGCUUGUGUUACACACCCUGUACAACGUUGUUGAAAACACUGGAUAUUACCUUCCACUGCGGCUUGUUGUCUCUGGAACUGCUGGUACAGGAAAGUCUUAUGUCAAAAAGUGUCUCUAG
Porites lobata is the source of this 15823-nucleotide messenger RNA. The record is from the annotation of a GenBank genome assembly. Lineage: Eukaryota; Metazoa; Cnidaria; Anthozoa; Scleractinia; Poritidae.